AUGACACUUAGCUUUGAGUUAUUGAAUUUGAGACCUACAUUUAUGAGAUUUGACAUAUGGCCAUUCGUCAUUGGUUAUAUUGCUUUGUAUUCUUGGUGGAGUACUUUAGAUGAAGAAGCCCCUAUAGAAACAAAUCCAUUAAUGGAAAAAAUAAAUAAAGCUACAUUCUAAGGAGCUGAAAGUAUAUUUUAAAGUUAUAUAUAGUUUAUAAUGAUGAAGUAUAUUAUGAAUCAAUGGAAAAUAUUUAUGCAAGAUUAACAUUCAUUGGUUUAGUGUUUUUUCAUUCAUUAGUAUACAUGAGUUCAUAUUGGUCAGUUUAAAUGAAAUCUAAAAUUAGAUAUUAUUCAGGAGGGAAUAAACUUAUUUUAAAUAAUAUUAGAAAUUACAAAUAUUGCAAAGUCUUAUUUAUUAAACAAUAAAAAUCUUAUAGUGAUAUAGUAUUAAUCCAUUCAGAUUAAACAAAUAAAUUUUGGAUUUACUUUAUGGAAAACAAAUAUUUUUAUGAUGAAACUAAAGAAUUAUUUGUCAGAUUAAAACCAAAUGUAAAAUUUAAUCUUGAGAAUUUGGAAAGAUAAUAAAAAACAGAAGAAUAUGAAAAGAAUUCUUUAUUAAUUCCAAUGAAGAAGUUUAAUGAAGUUUUAAAAGAAUAAUUAAUGGAACCCUUUUCAUUCUUUUAAAUUUUUAGUGUUUCCUUAUGGUUAUUAGAUGAAAGUAGGAUUUAUGCUUUAUUUACUUUAUCUAUGCUUUUUGUUACAUCAUGUACUGUAGUAAUUUAAAGAAUGAAAACAAUGCUAACUCUUAGAUAGAUGAAAUUGAAUCCAUAAUUGAUCACAGUUUAUAGAAAGAAUUAAUGGACAAAGAUUUCUUCAGAACUAUUGAUUCCUGGGGAUAUUGUGAUAUUAUAAACAGCUGAAUAAAUAAAACCUGCUGUUAAAGAUAAUAAUAGUAAUGAUGAUGAGUAAUUCUUAAGAGAAUAGAUUCCAUUUUCUAAACAUUUACCACCUAAAUUAUUUUAAGUUGAAACUAUGAAUGUUGAUUCCUAUAAAUCUGUUCCAUGUGAUAUUUUAUUAUUAAAUGGUUAAGUAGUAGUAAAUGAAUCAAUGUUAACUGGGGAGAGUGUACCAUAAGUUAAAGAAGGAAUCAAUAAACAUUAAAAUGAACAUUUAGAUAUUAAAAAUAAACAUAAAUCGAAUGUUAUCUUUUGUGGAACUGAAAUCAUACAAUUAUAAGGUAAUACUUAGUAUCCAUAAUUUAUCAAUAAUGAUUAAAAUUAAUCUCAUUGUUUAGGUUUAGUAUUGAGAACAGGAUUUGAUACUGCAAAAGGAAAAUUGAUUAAAACUGUAUUUUAUAAUAAUGAAAAUGCAAAUGUUAAAUAAACAGAUGGAUUAUUUAUAGUUGUUGUUUUAUUAAUCUUUGCAUUAAGUGCUAGUGCUUAUGUUUUAAUGAAUGGACUUUAAGAAGAAUCUAGAAAUAAAAAUAAAUUAUUUAUAAGAUGUAUUCUAAUUGUAACUACUGUUGUCCCUCCUGAACUUCCUAUGAUUUUAUCUAUCGCUGUAAAUUAAUCCUUAGCUUUAUUACAAUUAAGAAAAAUAUUUUGUACUGAACCUUUCAGAAUACCAUUGGCUGGUAAAGUAGAAGUCUUGGCUUUUGAUAAAACUGGAACAUUAACUAAUGAUACUUUAUUAUUUACAGGAAUUGUAGAUAAUUGUGUCCAUAGGAGUGUAAAAUCUAAAAGUGAUUGUUCUUUAUAUUGCUAACAAAUUUUAGCUGGUUGCCAUUAAUUAAUCUAUGCAGAUAAUAAAUUACAAGGUGAUCCUAUUGAAUUACUAUUUUUAUAAUAAAACAAUUAAUGGAGUUAUUAAACUUAAUAAAAGUAUGCCUAAAAUAGAGAUUUAGGACUAUCACUUUAUUAAAAAUAAGUAUUUUCAUUCAAAAGUGAUUUAAAAAGAAUGAGUACUGUUGUCUAAGUUGAUUAAAAAGGAGAUAGACAUUAUAGAUUAUUAGUUAAAGGAGCACCAGAAGCAUUAUAAUCACUAUUUUAAGAAGUUCCAGAUGAAUAUGAAUAUUGUUAUUAACAUUAUUCAAAUUUAGGAUACAGAGUAUUAUGUUUGGCUGAUAGAGAAAUUAAAGAAUUUGAUAAUCAAGAGAGAGAGGAAUUAGAAAAGAAUUUAAUAUUUCGUGGAUUUCUAAUUUGUGAAUCCCCUCUAAAAACAGAUACUUAAUAAUGGAUUAAAAAAUUCAAGUCUAGUUAUUUCUAACCAAUUAUUAUUACAGGAGAUAAUUUGCUUACUGCUAUUGCUGUUGGUAAAUAAUUAUAAUUACAUGAUAAUAAAAAGACUUAUAUUUUAGAUUAUUAAGAUAAUAAUUAUGUAUUAAUAGAACAUGGAACUAAAAAUACUAAAAUUUUGAAUAAUUUAGAAUAGGAAAUCAAAUAAUCGGAAGGAAUGUUAUGUAUUUCAUCAUAGAUUAUGGAAAAAUUAGAAGAUUCUCAUUUAUUAAAACUUAUUAUUAAUUUUUGUAUUUUUGCAAGAAUGUCACCUAAAUAGAAAGAAACAAUUAUUAUAUAAUUUAAAAAAUAAGGUAAAGGAGUUUUAAUGUGUGGAGAUGGAACAAAUGAUGUUGGUGCUUUAAAAAAGGCAGAUGUAGGAAUUGCCUUGGUUACAAAUUAAGGAGAAGAAUAAAAAGAAGAUGAAGAAGAGGAAGAGAGAAUUGCUAAUUUAUCAUUUACAGAAUAAUUAAAAUAAGUUAAAAUAUAAUAAGAAGAAUUAAGAAAGAAAAUGAAUGAGGCUAAAGGAGAUAAAGAAAAAAUGAAGAAUAUUGCUAAUUAACAUAUGUAAUAAUAAGCAGCAGGAUUAUUUGAUAUGGGACCUAGUUAUAAAUUUGGUGAUGCUUGCAUUGCAGCUCCUUUUACAUCUAAAAUGUCUACUAGCAUACGAUGUGUUCAUACUAUUUUAAAAUAAGGAGUUUGCACAUUAGUAACUACAAUAUAAACUUAUAAAAUUAUGGCUUUAUAAAGUGUAUUAAAUGCAUAUUCUUUAAGUGCUUUGCAUAUGUAAUCUUUAAAAAUGAGUGAAACAUAAAUGACUUUAAUGGGUAUAUUGGGAGCAGCCUAUUAUUUUUGUUAUUCUUCUGCUAAACCUUAAAAGACUUUAUCUAAAAUUAAACCAAGCUUUUCUAUUUUUGAAUUUUCAUUUUUCAUUUCAUUAACACUCUAAGUUAUCUUACAUAUCUGGUCUAUGCAUUAUGCUAUUCAUCAUAUUGCUAUGCCAAAUAUGACUGAUAUUGAAAAGGAAAUUAAAAAUGACACUGAAUUCAAACCAACUUUCUUAAAUACAACUGUCUUUUUAUUACAAUUACUAUAAUAAAGUUGUAUAUUUUUAUUUAAUCAUCCUGGAGAACCACAUAUGUAGAAAAUUGAUGUGAAUUCUAAAUUUUUCAAAAGCUUAGUAAAAAUUUAUAUUAAUUUAUUUAGUUUAUUCCUCUUGUUUUGUGUAUAAUAUCAGCAUUUAAUUAUAGUGAAAUGUUGAAUUCUUAUCUUGAAUUAACAUUCCCUUCAAGUGAAGAACCAAGUGUACAAUUAACUAUGUUAUGUUUGUUUGUAACCAUAACUAAUUGGUUAAUAGAGAAAGGAACAAAAACUUUAAAAUAUAAAAAAUGGUAUGGAUUUAUUUGAUAAUGAGUUUAUAAAGAUGUUUGAUUUAACAAAAUAUACCGA
This is a messenger RNA of Paramecium sonneborni, 3715 nucleotides long. The record is from the annotation of a GenBank genome assembly. Lineage: Eukaryota; Ciliophora; Oligohymenophorea; Peniculida; Parameciidae.